GCCAGAUCCUUUUCAAAUCGUAAUUUUUAUUUUGAGCUAGCUAGGAGCUUGUUUUAAAAAGUAUUUGAGCGAAAGAGUAAAACCGGCAGCACCAUGCAGUGCGACAUACAGUAUAGUUGUGGUCACAGGCUAAUUCUGGUCUCUCUGGGACCAAGUGAACCUUUUGCCAUAUAUAGGUGUCUGUAUUAAGGAGGGGACCGUGAGGAGAGGUUUGAUUGUUUUUGUUUGUUUCUCAACAGCCUGCCACACAGCCAUAGAUCUCGCUUUCCUGAUCGACGGCUCCGCCAGUGUCGAGCGAUAUGGCAUUGGCAACUUCCGCCGAUUGGUCGACUUUGUCCGUGACGUAAUGCUCGGUUUUACAGUCUCACGGACAAAUACACGGGUUGGAACAAUCGUGUUUGGUACCAAGCCCUAUGUGCUCUUUGGCUUCAACAGUUACACGAACAACGGCGCUUUGUUCAACAGGUUCAAUAAGGGUGUCCAUUAUCCGAAAUCAGGGAGCCGUAUUGGCAGGGCCUUGUUGAUGGCCCAAAAUCAGCUGUUUCGCAGGAACCCCAGGCGGUCAAGGACCACCAAAGUUGUCGUAGUUAUCACUGACGGUAGCUCGAUGGAUGACGUCGCAGCUCCUUCAAAUGCCUUAAAGGCCCGUGGUGUGAGGAUCUACUGUGUAGGGGUGGGACGGUACAUUAAUGGUCGUCAGUUAGAUAUCAUGGCUUCCCCACCUCGCAAGAAUCACAUCUUCACCGCAGAUUGGACUCACUUAGGGAUUGUGGUGAACGAACUUAGAAACGCAAUUUGCUUAGGUACUGGAGGAAAUCUUUUACCAGCGAAGCAUCGUGUAUGUCUUUGUCCAAUAACUAGACCAACAAGUAAGUAUUUAGUUUCCAUUAGACGCGUGAGGGAACAGACAUGUCUCCCACGCAAUUCCUUUACUUGCCAAUACCACUUCAGAGAUUCGUGCCGAAAAAUACUGCACUGAUAUUGCCUUCCCUGCAUGAGAAAAGUUC
Orbicella faveolata is the source of this 1007-nucleotide messenger RNA. RefSeq names its product vitrin-like. The record is from RefSeq and is a predicted model, not a curated record. NCBI's taxonomy places the organism in Eukaryota, Metazoa, Cnidaria, Anthozoa, Scleractinia, Merulinidae.